AUGUCGGCAGCAGUACAAUCCAAUGGGUCCGAGGCCGAGACCAUCAACACCAACAUUGUCACCCUCACCCGCUUCUUGACCGAGGAGCAGGUCAAGGUCAAGGAGGCAACCGGAGACUUCACUCUGCUCUGCCACGCCCUGCAAUUCUCUUUCAAGUCAAUUGCCUACUAUAUCCGAAGAGCAACACUCGUGAACUUGACUGGCUUGGCCGGCUCUUCCAACACCACCGGCGACGAGCAAAAGAAGCUCGAUGUCAUCUCCAACGACCUCUUCAUCGCCGCCAUGCGCUCCUCGGGCAAGUGCGCACUACUGGUCUCUGAGGAGGAGGAGAACGUCAUAUACUUCAAGGAGAACAAGAACGCCCGCUACGCCGUCGCCUGCGACCCCAUCGACGGCUCCUCCAACCUGGACGCCGGUGUCUCGGUCGGCACAAUCUUCGCCAUCCACAAAUUGGCCGAGGGCUCGACGGGCACCAAGGAGGACAUCCUGAAGCCGGGCACCGAGCUGGUCGCUGCCGGCUUCACCAUGUACGGCGCCUCGGCCCAGCUGGUCAUCACCAUGAAGGGCGGCGGCGUCAACGGCUUCACCCUCGACAACGGCGUCGGCGAGUUCAUCCUCACCCACCCCAACAUGCGCCUGCCCAAGAAGCGCGCCAUCUACUCCGUCAACGAGGGUAACUCGCUCUACUGGGAGGACAACGUCAAGGGCUACUUCGAGUCGCUCAAGCAGCCACAGGAGGACGCCAAGGGCAAGCCCUACAGCGCGCGGUAUAUUGGGUCCAUGGUGGCGGAUGCGUACCGGACGCUCUUGUACGGCGGUAUCUUUGCGUACCCGGCGGACAAGAAGGCCCCUAAGGGCAAACUGAGGAUCCUGUACGAGUGUGCGCCAAUGGCUAUGGUGUUUGAGAAUGCCGGUGGACAAGCCGUCAACUCAAAAAUGGACCGCAUGCUGGAAGUCGUCCCUGAAGAUAUUCACGACAAGUCAGGAAUCUUCAUGGGCAGCUGGGACGAGGUGGAGAGGGUCAAGCAAUUCCACAAAUCAUAA
Messenger RNA from Diaporthe amygdali, 1044 nucleotides. RefSeq names its product fructose-bisphosphatase. Gene Ontology annotation, molecular function: fructose 1,6-bisphosphate 1-phosphatase activity. The record is from RefSeq and is a predicted model, not a curated record. Gene Ontology annotation, cellular component: cytoplasm; cytosol. The coding region runs from base 1 to 1044 and encodes 347 amino acids. Lineage: Eukaryota; Fungi; Ascomycota; Sordariomycetes; Diaporthales; Diaporthaceae. The transcript is spliced from 4 exons. Gene Ontology annotation, biological process: fructose metabolic process; gluconeogenesis; fructose 6-phosphate metabolic process.